AUGGCGACUCUAGAGGAAAAGCUGGACAAGAUCCGGUCGCCAAACCUCCAGAGCCAGCAGCAGACCCAUGUCAUUCUGAAUGCGGUCGAGGAAACACUCAAGGAACAGAAUUCUCAACCGACGCCGACGGGAUACUUUGCCGCUCUACUGGCGCUAUUAGACCAAUCCCUCAAAAAUGGCCAGAUCAAUAAAGAAUUGACACCCUCGGUCGUCUACCUCCUCGACGUAGUUACGCCCUAUGCGCCGCAGCCCCUCCUACGAUCCAAAUUCACCCAAAUCCUCACCCUCUUGGCUCCGGUUCUGCUCCUCGAAGACGCCGAGGCGCCCUUGCUGAGACCGUCAAUCGGGUGUCUCGAAUCUCUGCUACUCGCACAGGACUCAGCCGCAUGGAAACUCCCCACCAACGAAAUAAGCCCGCGAAGGGCUGUCGCGGGUCUCUUGAACCUCGCGCUAGACCAUCGGCCGAAGGUGCGGAAGCGUGCUCAGGAUGCUCUGCGGAAAGUGCUCAAGAACCCGCCCCCGAGUCCGUCUAUAGACCACCCGGCAGCGGACUUGUGCGCCGAAUCGGCCAUGAGGAGCCUGACUGAGAUAGCGAACAAAGCCGCGGCGUCGAAGAGGCAGAAAAAGUCGGCGGCAGCGGAGCACGACCCCGCUCUCAUACACGCCCUCCAGCUUGUUAAGGCAAUCGCCGCGGCAAGUGGUGGCUGGCCUAGCAGGAAUCUCGAAGUCCUAUGCGAGCUUUUACUCAGCAUUGCGAAGAGCGGGAAUGAGCACAUGACAAUGGCUGUUUUCGACAUUUUCGAGAUGAUAUUCGAGGGCAUGGCAGAUGAGUUAGCGUCUUCCAAGCUGCCGCGACUCCUCGAGAUCAUCUCCGAGAUGCGCCCCUCGGCAAAUGACACUCAAUUGCUGCCCCCUUGGAUUGCAAUACUCUCGCGAGGUUACGAUGUAUCCGCCCAGACGGAGCCCGAAGACACCUUCCAAAAACUCCCGGAUUUGUUCACGAUGGUGUCCGAGUUUAUGGAGUCUUCUUCGCACAACAUUAGGAUCUCCGCGUCCGAGUGUUUGAUUUCGUUCACGGCGAACUGCAUUCCCGAUCAAGUCAUAGUCGAGCCUUCGAUUUAUGACGAAAAGGUCCUCGAGAAGAUCGCUAGGAUCGCUGAGAAUCUUCUUAGCCUAAAGUAUCAAUCGGCUUGGAUGGAGACGUUCAAUGUCCUCGGUGCCAUUAUCGAUGCUUUGAGGUGGCGCGCUAAUCCCAUGAUGCUAAACGUCGUGCGGAUAGUCGGCGAAAUCCGCGGGAACGAUUCAUUCAUGGGCAAGAAGGAGGCAGAUGAGGUUCUCGGCAAAGCCAUUCGGGCCAUGGGUCCUGAAGCCGUCCUCGGCGUCCUCCCCCUGAACCUCAUCAAGCCGGUCAAGGGUCAGCCUGGCCGGGCAUGGAUGCUACCAAUACUCAGAGAUUAUACGACGAACACGAACCUUCAACAUUUCAGGACUGAGUUUAUUCCUCUGAGCGAAGCGAUGUUCCAACGAGUUCUUGACAAUGGUGACACUGCAAAGACGAUGGAGAUUAAGAUAUAUGAGACCGUGGUACAUCAGACGUGGUCUAUCCUACCGGGCUAUUGCGACCUGCCUUUGGAUUUGACGGUAGCGUUUGAUCAAAGCUUUGCUGAGAUGCUGGCAAAUCUAUUAUACAAACAAGUCGAUCUCAGGCUCGAUGUCUGCCGGGCACUUAAGACCCUAGUCGAAUCGAAUCAGACAGUAGCUCGCUCUGAAGACGACGAAAAUUUGAUCCUUAACAGUCGAGUUUCUAAAGCAGACGCACAGAAGAACAUAGCUUACCUAGGAAGCUUCGCAGGUAACCUCCUAGCUGUUCUCUUCAAUGUCUACAGUCAGACACUCCCACAGUCCAGGGGGCCAAUACUACAAACCACCAAUGCCUACCUCAGCAUUACCCCUGAGAAGGAACUCAUUGAAACGUUUGACCGCGUCAGUACGAUACUAGCUUCCGCACUAAAUGAAACCAACAACGACGCUGGUAAAGAUAAGAACCAGAAAUCGAAGGACCACAUGCCCUCUACCGGCCAGACGCUGAUGGACUUGGUAAUAACCAUGUCUGCUUAUCUUCCCCGGCAGAGUUUCGGAGCUCUCUUUAAUAUCGCCGCACUUAUCAUUGCUAAAGACGACGAUCCCCAGCUACAGAAGAAAGCCUACAAGCUGAUCCCACGUCUCGCCGAGUCCGAGAUGGGCAAAAUGGCACUUCGGGAACGAAAUACGGAGCUUCAAAAAUUGAUACUUUCGAGCUCCGAAAAGGUCUCAGCCCCCGCGAGGAGGGAACGGUUAGCAGCGAUCACCGCAUUGAUUCCGUUUAUCCCCGAUACUUCGCUUCACUUUGUUCCAUCGGUGCUAUCCGAAGUGGUCAUUUGCUGCAAGGAACAAAACGAGAAGGCGAGAACACUGGCCUUUGAGCUUCUCGUACUGAUGGGCCAACGAUUGGCAGAUGCAAAAGGCAAACCGAUCGACAACAAUAAAGUGCCACAUAUGCCCAAGGACGCACCCUCUGUGUCUGCGAGUAUCGAGGAAUACCUUACCAUGGUUAGUGCCGGGCUUGCGGGCAGUACACCUCAUAUGAUAUCUGCUUCCAUCACGGCCCUCACCCGUAUCCUCUAUGAGUUCCGGGAGUCGCUUAACCGAGAAGUGCUCAGUGACUUAGUCCAGACCAUGGAUCUCUUCUUGACAUCGAACAAUCGAGAGAUCGUCAAGAGCGACUUAGGAUUUGUGAAGGUCUGUGUCAUCAGUCUGCCGACAGAUCUGAUACUUCCGCGUCUGCCAACGAUGGUCCCCAACUUAAUGGUCUGGGCACACGAGCACAAGGGCCACUUUAGGGUAAAGGUUAGGCAUAUUCUCGAGCGAAUGAUCCGCCGUUUCGGGUUCGAUUCUGUCAACCGGAACUGCCCCGAGGCAGAUCGGAAGCUGAUGAUUAACAUCCGCAAGACCAAGGAGCGCAGCAAGAGGCGUAAGGAUGCCGCCAAAGAGGCAGGCGACGAGGACGGGGACGAUCGGCAGGGCGGUCGGCGGCGGAACCGGUUCGAGAGCGAAUACGACGAGGCGCUGUAUAGCAGCAGCGAAGGGUCCGGUGCCGAGGACGAUUCGGAUGCCGAAGUCCUGGGGAAGGGGUCGCGAAAGACACAGCAGCAGAAGGGCGGCACCGCGUACAUCAUGGAGGACGAGGAUGAACCGCUGGACCUACUAGAUCGUAAGGCGCUCGCCAGCAUCUCGUCGACGAGGCCGGGCAGGCUGCGCAAGGCCGGCAAGACAAAGGCGAAGACGGACGCGGACGGCAAGCUGAUCCUAGGCGGAGACGAUGAAGGCGAAGACGCGGACGGGGACGCCAUGGUAAUCGACACUCCCGCCACGGCGGGCGCCGAGGAGAGCAGCGGCGUCGGGGCCUACGUCGCGGCGCUCAAGAGUAGGGACGUCGGGCGCCGCGGCCGCGGCGGACGACUCAAGUUCUCUAAUAAGAGGGCGGGCCAGGGCGAGGGCGAGGACGAGAUGGACGUCGACGAAAAGGAUGUGUCGGUUAUCAAGACGCAGAUCAGCAGAGGCGGCAGGGGCGGCCCCCGAGGAGGAGGACGAGGAAGAGGAGGAGUAUUUCGGGGCGGCUAUCCCGCACGCGGCGGAGGGAGGAGCGGCAGGGGGGGCAUCGCGGCUAGCAGGAGGGGCCUCGGGCAGGACAAGAGGCGGGGCCCGGGUCCGGCCUUCGCGGGCAAGGUCGGGAAGCCGAAGUCGCCCGGCAGGAGAUAA
Molecule: messenger RNA, 3798 nt
Organism: Durotheca rogersii
Lineage: Eukaryota; Fungi; Ascomycota; Sordariomycetes; Xylariales; Xylariaceae
Product: NUC173-domain-containing protein
Exons: 2
Coding region: 1-3798 (1265 amino acids)
Source: RefSeq, a predicted model, not a curated record